Messenger RNA from Astyanax mexicanus (Mexican tetra), 2161 nucleotides. RefSeq names its product casein kinase 2, alpha prime polypeptide a (gene csnk2a2a). The transcript is spliced from 13 exons. Gene Ontology annotation, biological process: protein phosphorylation; regulation of chromosome separation. Gene Ontology annotation, molecular function: protein serine/threonine kinase activity; ATP binding. NCBI's taxonomy places the organism in Eukaryota, Metazoa, Chordata, Actinopteri, Characiformes, Acestrorhamphidae. Gene Ontology annotation, cellular component: protein kinase CK2 complex; nucleus; cytosol. Bases 565 to 1620 code for a protein of 351 amino acids. The record is from RefSeq and is a predicted model, not a curated record.
UGUCCAGCAGCGGAGGCUGGCGGUGCUGCUGCAGCGGAACAGGAGGAGGCUAGCUGGCUAAGUUGCUGCACGGCAGCUCGGGGGAGCCCUGCGGCCCUUGGGUGGAUUUGUGGGGUAAUUCCCCGGCGGUUUGGGGCUGGUUUACUGGUUGGGGAAUAUCGUGAUAAUGUGUAUUUUGAGUUAGUUGGCGAGGAGAGUCUGAGUGGAAGCUUAGGAGUGGACGCCCUCUCUGGAAAAUAGCUAGCGUUAGUUUUUUUUUUGCUUAGCUUAGCUUAGCUUAGCUAACCUGGGUUAGCACCUUGGAAACGGCGCUUGGAGACGAAUCUGGCGAACAGGUUGCUGUCAUCAAUCAAAUUCCUGCGCUGCGAGGGGUCAUGGUCCAGGCUGCUGCACCGCGGCCGGCUUUUACUGCACAACCCCCCCGAGAAGCCCUGCUCUAAACCGGCCAGCUGCAGCAGCAAACCCCCCGAGAGCCGCCGCCACCACCGCCGCUGCUCAGCUCUGCAGGUCUGCAUUAGUAGUGCUGUUCUCGCUGGGGGGAAGAAGGCGGCAGCUCCAUCGCCCAUGCCCGCCAUGCCUGGUCCGGCGGCCAGCAAAGCACGGGUGUAUGCUGAUGUCAACACUUUGAAGAGCAAGGAUUACUGGGAUUAUGAAGCACAUGUGCCUAGUUGGAGCAAUCAAGAUGACUAUCAGCUGGUGCGCAAGCUUGGAAGAGGCAAAUACAGCGAAGUGUUUGAAGCCAUCAACAUCAACAGCAACGACAGAGUCGUAGUUAAAAUACUUAAGCCUGUGAAGAAAAAGAAGAUUAAGCGUGAAAUCAAAAUCCUGGAAAACCUGAGGGGAGGAACCAACAUAAUUCGCCUUGUGGACACUGUGAAGGAUCCUGUGUCCAGAACACCAGCCCUUGUCUUUGAGUGCAUCAAUAACACAGAUUUCAAGGAUCUAUACCAGAGAUUAACAGAUUUUGAUAUUCGCUUCUACUUGUACGAGCUUCUAAAGGCUCUUGAUUACUCUCAUAGCAUGGGGAUCAUGCAUCGAGAUGUGAAGCCACAUAAUGUCAUGAUAGAUCACCAAAUGAGAAAGUUGCGCCUCAUCGACUGGGGCCUUGCUGAGUUCUAUCACCCUUCACAGGAGUACAAUGUAAGGGUGGCCUCAAGAUCAUACAAGGGACCAGAGCUGCUGGUUGAUUAUCAGAUGUAUGACUAUAGUUUAGACAUGUGGAGCUUGGGCUGCAUGCUGGCAAGUAUGAUCUUCCAGAAGGAGCCCUUUUUUCAUGGCCAGGACAAUUAUGACCAGCUUGUCCGUAUUGCUAAGGUUCUUGGGACCGAAGAGCUUUACAGCUACCUUAAUAAAUACCACAUUGAACUGGAUACACGUUUCAAAGACCUGCUUGGACAGCAAACACGAAAGCGCUGGGAGCACUUUGUUCAGCCAGAGAAUCAGCACUUGGUGAGUCCUGAGGCUCUGGACCUGCUGGACAAGCUGCUGCGUUAUGACCAUCAGCAGAGACUGACUGCCCAGGAGGCUAUGGAACACCCUUACUUCUAUCCUGUGCUGAAAGGACAGUCUCUCUCAAACUCAGAUGGCACUCUGGCAAUAAGCAGCUCGACUGCAACAUGAUGAGCUAAAGACAGGAAAACCUUUUUACCUCAGUGUUUGGCAGAGACCCUGCGUUUCAGGUGUAAAGCUUCACUUUACUGGAGCAAGAAGUCAUAAAGAAACAAAAGACAUGUACAGAACGGACACAACAACGGGCUGGCCGAUUCCCUCUCCUUCAUUCACUUUGUAUUAGUGCUGCUUGCCACAGUUACCCAGAUACCAGAAACUGGUAUUCUGUAUGCCCCCCUUCUCCCCUCUUUUAAGUUGAACAUCUCUCUCUAAAAAAGAAAAAGAAAAAAAAUGAACCUGAAAUAUAAGUUAUAUGAUAUAUUGUGGUCGGGAAAGAAUGCCUGCUCUUUCCCUGUGACUCUCAGGCUCUAUAUGACUGAUAUGACUGAUGUGGGCUCAGGAUCCAGGUUGCAUUAUGUGGAAGAUUGUGCUGGUCAGUGACUUGCCCUGCUGUAUUGAGCGCAGAUUCUAAAUUAUAGUAUUAUUGGGUAUGGAGGCUUUUCUGCAAUCUAUUGAAAGUAUGAUAUAUUAAACAAGAGAUGAUAAUUUUUAA